Molecule: messenger RNA, 1611 nt
Organism: Manduca sexta (tobacco hornworm)
Lineage: Eukaryota; Metazoa; Arthropoda; Insecta; Lepidoptera; Sphingidae
Product: nucleoporin 88-like
Exons: 9
Coding region: 575-1240 (221 amino acids)
Biological process (GO): protein import into nucleus; mRNA export from nucleus; ribosomal large subunit export from nucleus
Cellular component (GO): nuclear pore
Molecular function (GO): structural constituent of nuclear pore
Source: RefSeq, a predicted model, not a curated record
CUCGCGCACUACGCGCGCGGGGACGGUGCGUACACUCACACUGGACUCUACACAUAUAUAUAUUGUAUCCCCUAGUGCCCGGCGGCGCGUACGCGGCGCUGCACGCGGGCGGCGCGCACGCCGUGUCGCUGCCGGCGCUGGCCAGCCUCGCGCACUACGCGCGCGGGGACGGUGCGUACACUCACACUGGACUCUACACAUAUAUAUAUUGUAUCCCCUAGUGCCCGGCGGCGCGUACGCGGCGCUGCACGCGGGCGGCGCGCACGCCGUGUCGCUGCCGGCGCUGGCCAGCCUCGCGCACUACGCGCGCGGGGACGAGGACGCAGAGAGCUUGCUGGCGAGCCUGUGCUCGCGGCCGAGCGUGUCGCGGUACGUGGUGCACACGGGCGGCGCGCGGGCGCCGUGCGCGCCGGCGGGCGCGGUGGUGACGGCCCCUCCACUCCCCACGCUGCUGGUGCUGUGCGCUGACGGCGCGCUCAUCGCCAGAUCUCUAGAACCGUACGAUUUAGAAGAACAGCUGUACAAAGAAAUUCAACUGAAAAAUCCCGCGCUUGAACAAGACGACCUGCGCAAUAUGAUGAAAGAGCGCCAGAAGCUGACGUUCUCGUCGAUCAUCCAAGACAUCCUCACGCGGGAGGUGUCGCAGCCGAUCCUGCACACGGACCGGCGACACGAGCCCAGCCCCAAGGAGUGUCUCGAAACGCUGAGCUCUGCGUGCGUGCGGCUGCGCGGCGAGUACGUGCGCAGACUCGCGCGCGCCGCGGCCGCGCUCGCCGACAAGCUGCGCGCCGUGCACACGCUCGCCGAGCGGCAGCGGGGGUGGCUGCACGCGCUGCAGAAAGAAAUAGACGACGUACAACUACAAUCGGUCGUUUUGGAAGAGAAGCGUCUGCUUGCGGAGAAACACCAGGAUGAUAUUAAAUAUAGGUGUUCCGCAGUGGUCCGCGGCCUGCGCGCGAGCUGCCGCGCCUCGCCCGCCGAGCGGGAACUCCUCGCCGAGCUGCACACCUACAAGCGGUGCCGCGAACGGUUCGCCGAUCAGAUACAGCAACUCAAACAGCACUCCAAACGGAACGCUGAAGAGAUCAAUAAAUGGCAAGAAGAAUACAAGAAGAAAGACGCAGCUUUGGGCAAAACGCAUAGCGACUCGAUCCAAUCUAUUCUACAACAGCAAACGCUCCAAGUGUCCACGCUUAUUGAAGAAACGAAGCUACUGAAAGAUCAACUCAGCAUAGUUUAGAUAUUGUAUUAGUUUUGUCGGCCUCGUUUCUUGAACCUCCAGUUGUUAUACUUAAUUUCUUUCAUAGUUUUAAUUACAACACUCAUUAACUUAAUGUUAAUGAAUACUCCCAAGAAAAAUGCAUAUUUAUGUGGGGAAGUAUUAGGAAUUUCGUUUUUAGUUAAUAGUUGUUAGAAUUCUUUGUAUGUUGAUUAUAAGAUUAAAGAACUUGACCAAUUUUUUUCUAUAAUUCUUCAUUUUGUGUAUGGAUAAAUUUAACUGACAUUUAAACUGUCAGUAUUAACUGAACACGUGUGCAUUCUUGCAAAUGUUGAUUACCGACUUUCAUUUUGUAUUGUUUUGUAGUAAUUUAAAUAAAGUAUUAAGACCAA